AUGGCAGAAGCAGUUUUUCAUCCGCCAAGAAGGAAAAGAAGAGUUUUUGAGUCGUAUGAGGCUCCUUUUCCUGUGGAUGUAGGAGGGAAGGAUUUCAGAAUAUGCCAGGCUGAAAUAGUUAACAACAAUGUUAUUGUGAGGAACCCUGAAGAUAUUGAACAGCUUUAUAACAAGGGCUAUUUUGGAAAAGGUAUCCUGUCAAGAAGUCGACCAGUGUACAGCAUUUCAGAUCCUUCACUGGUUACUAAGUGGCAGGGUGUUAAUGGAAACAUGCCUAUAAUUACAUCAGAAAAGUACCAGUAUCAUGUUCAGUGGGCUAAAAGAAUUUUGCAAGAGCAAGGAUUUGAUGACUGCUCGGUUACCAAAAUUCUUGAAAAUUACACUAAGCCUCUUGACCUGCCAUUUUUGGAAGAGGAUGGCACUGAACAAAACGGUAACAGUUGCGACAGAAUGGGCCCAAAUACAGAAAAUACAGAACCUUCUGGACAAUCUUCUGCAGAUACUGGAAAUGUAGUAGCCCUAAGUCCUGAGAAUCAGAAGGAAGACUACAAGAAAGCCUGUUUGGAAGGAGAUCCAGCGUUGGACCCUGUGGCCAUAUGUGGCUCUAAAGAACAGGAACAAGGUGACUUGAAAGAGACAGCUGAAGUGUCUUGCCAGAAGCGUGGUUUUCUCAUGAAUUGCAGCUGCAAGGGUAAGGAGAGCACUGAGCAAAGAUCUUCUGAGAUGAUCAAGUCAAAAGAAUGUGCUCCAGAAUAUGUACUGGUGCAAGAGGAAGAAGAAGGUAGCUUAUGUCCUGAAGAUGACUCUGCUCAUGCAGAAGAAAAUCUUGUCAAGAGCGAAAAACUAGUAUGCAGAAGAAAUCCAUUUAGGAUUUUUGAAUAUUUACAACUCAGCUUGGAAGAGGUAUUUAUGUACA
Messenger RNA from Pterocles gutturalis (yellow-throated sandgrouse), 916 nucleotides. It is a transcript of the gene TSEN2, whose product is annotated as TSEN2 tRNA splicing endonuclease subunit. Gene Ontology annotation, biological process: tRNA-type intron splice site recognition and cleavage; tRNA splicing, via endonucleolytic cleavage and ligation. Gene Ontology annotation, molecular function: tRNA-intron lyase activity. The transcript is spliced from 5 exons. The record is from RefSeq and is a predicted model, not a curated record. Gene Ontology annotation, cellular component: tRNA-intron endonuclease complex. The annotation marks the transcript as partial. Lineage: Eukaryota; Metazoa; Chordata; Aves; Pterocliformes; Pteroclidae.